Molecule: messenger RNA, 3969 nt
Organism: Anguilla rostrata (American eel)
Lineage: Eukaryota; Metazoa; Chordata; Actinopteri; Anguilliformes; Anguillidae
Product: transcription factor TFIIIB component B'' homolog
Exons: 25
Biological process (GO): RNA polymerase III preinitiation complex assembly
Cellular component (GO): transcription factor TFIIIB complex
Molecular function (GO): TFIIIC-class transcription factor complex binding
Source: RefSeq, a predicted model, not a curated record
GUUUAUUUGAAGGUAUCGCCCACAAUUCCAAUGGCUUCAGAGCCGCUAGCUCGGAAAACAGCAUGGAGGGAGAUUAUGCGUUGUAGGAGAUACAAAAAAUAUCGUUAAAGGCGCACAAAUGUACAACAUACUGGAAAAUUCCCUAGCUUGAGCAGGAUGAUGCGCAGGUCUAGGAUCAGCGUGCGGCCCAAUGUGAGGCCUGGGGCGAGAGCUCUGCCCUCACAGGAUGGACAGUCCUCCCGGGCUGCUGCUGACAGUACCCAGGCGACCGAGAGCGAGGGAAUGCCAUCGGUAACCGCGGAAACCACACAAGCAGGAGACAAGCCUGCGGAGCCUGUUCUGAGCUUAGAGAACAUCUCCCCUGACAUGAAGGAGACAGGACAGAGUUUUCAAAACUGUGGUGGCAGUGACAGCACAAUUUCUGUGCUGCAGAGGAGAAAGCGCUUCUCUGCCACGCCUAACCUGGCCAGGCCCAGAGUUAACACGGCUUCCUCACGCACUACCACGAGGGUUCCCAAGUCCCCGCCCCCGAAGGUGUCUACCCUGCCUCCUGCUCAGACCGAUGCCCUAACCCCCAAGGACAACAGCACUGCCCACAGUCUCAGAUCUCCAAGAUGGCGGAGAGCAUCGGGAGGUGGCAGGCAAUCCAAAAUGCAAGGCAAACUGGCACCCCUGUCCUCCUCAGUCCCAUCCUGUAGCAAACAGGCACCCUCGUCAUCAAUUGCCCCAGCCCCUGGGCCUGUCCCUCAGGGAAGGAAAGAGAAAGAAGCAUCUGUACCACUCCAUUGCUCUAAAUCAGACCUGGAGAAGUCAUCCCAAGAGGAAAACCCCCUCCCAGACCCGUCCCCAGUCUCUGUGAUGCAGUCGCAGAGUGCUAAACUGGAAAUGAAGUCUCCAUUUUCAUUGCCCCUGGCAGCCCAGAGCAUUCCGUCUGAUCGAGAGAGGAUUGCAAAGCUGAGGGAACUUAUUAAACAAGAGCAGAGGAAACAAAGGAAACGCAAGAAGGGCAAAUCGCACACCUGCGAGCGCAGCACACCACAGGACCACAACAAGAUGACAAUGAGGGACCUCAUCUACUACCUGCCAGAGUCCAACCCCAUGAGGCCUUACCCUGAUGAGGAUAAUAGGCCAGCAGAGAGUGUGAUCCCAUCUUCACCAAGCAAUGAAUUACCUGAGCAGCCACAGGAUGUAGAGGUGGAAGAAGAGCAGCAGGAGGAUCCAGAAGACCAUGGUGGUGAUGAGCCUGCAGAGGGGGACCAGCUGAUAGGGCCCAGGGUGAAAGUGGCAGAGGAUGGUACCCUGAUCCUGGAUGAGGAAAGCUUAACCAUAGAAGUGGUGAGAAUUAAAGGCCCAAAUUUGGCAGAGGAAAAUGACCCCAUUUUUGAGCGUGGCUCUUCAACAACCUACUCCAGCUUCAGGAAAACUGUCUACACUAAGCCUUGGACCAGUAAAGAGACUGAAAUGUUCUUCCUGGCCAUCAGCAUGGUGGGGACGGACUUCUCCCUGAUCGGCGAGCUCUUCCCUCAUCGCGCACGGACAGAAAUCAAGAACAAAUUCAAGAAAGAAGAAAGGGAAAACUCUUGGAGGAUUGACAAGGCAUUCAAAGAGAAGCGUAGCUUUGACCUGGAGUGCUUCAGCAAACUCCUGGAGAGGAUCUUAGCUGAGGAAGAGCGGAAGAGAAAAAAAUCCAAAACCAGGGGCUCUGUAGGACAGAAGAAACGAAAAAGAAUAGCAAAAGGAAAGAAAGCAGCUGCUCGGAGAGCCCCUAGAGCCCAGUCUGCCGAAGAGGAGCUGGACAGUGAUGUGGUGGAGGGUGACUCUGAGAUUGCAGAGAAGGAGAACGAAGACUGCUCCAAUGUCGCGGAGGCAGGGGCCCACACCACGGCCGCCAGAAACAGCCGUAAGAGGAGGAAGAGCAGGGAGGGAGAGGAGUCUGCUGAUGGAAGGAGCGUGAAAAACAGCAGACCAGAAGAUGAGGGUGCUCUCAGUGACGAUUGUGAAGGUCCUGUGUGUGACGUCCAGGAAGCUGCUCCAGAUGUGGACAGGGGCCGCUUUCGAAGACCCACCCCUAACCUUGGAGCAAGAUGGGCUAAGAAGGCCCCGCAACCAGGGGCAAAGAGCAGAGAUGAAGACGUGGAGAACAGCAGCUCCAAGGCUGGGCCUGGCAAGAGAGGCAAACCCAGACCCAACCUGACUGCGGCACAGCGGAAUGGGCGGGCGGGGAAGCCAAAACUGGUCACCCUGCGGGCGUCUGUGCCAGAAUACAACGAAGAAGAAGAGCAGGACGAGGCCCAUCCCGAGGAGGACUUCCGCUACCCCAUAAACCCAGAGGAGCAGAACCAGGCACCCGCAUUCGUGCCCCUCAGCCUGCGCUCCCCACAACCUGUGCCAAUGGAAGUUGUGGAGACCGUGGAGGAGCUUGAGAUUUCCAUGAAUGUGUCCGAUGUGGUUGGCACUGCUGAGUCUGAGCAUGCCCUCUGUGCUCAGCCAGUGUGCCCGGGGGCACAGGAUGAGGUUGUGCUGUCCACUGAGCAUCAGCUGGACUUACUGGUUGAUGUGAUUGAAUUCUUGUCCCCAGACCAUGUUGCAGGGUCUGAAGAGAGCUAUAAUGACGCAGCCAGAACUCUGCUGACAAUAAGAAACCCUGAACUUCUCUCUUUAGCUACACCUGAAUAUAGAGAGGUCGUCAUCACUGAGGAAUUUCUACGUGCCCAACCGGAAGAGUCGGAACCUGGGGAGAGCCUUACGUCAGCUGACCAGUUGCAGUGCAGCACAGAGCGACCACAAACGGUGUCCUCUGACCUCCCAGUCGCUGAAACUCCACAGUCUGAUGCACAGUCAGCACAGGAUAUGGAUUCCAUUUCUUUGAUAACUGUGGAAGAGUUUGAGUCCAAGUUUGUGAGACCAGAACCUGUCUCAAAGACACAGAGCUGUGAGACCACCAGUCUGGAAAACACUGGUGUACCAGAGGAGUCUCCCAGUCAGGAGAGAGCUGCACCUGCCUGCACUGGAGUUACUCUUGAAGGAGCCUUGGGUCCAAAACCCUCAGUCCAGAAUGUUCCACCAGGCAGGAGAAGCCGUUUCCCAAAACCAAAACCCAACCUGGCCCGCACGGCCCGGCCCCCACGUGUAACUCCUGCCCAGUGCACUGAAAACUGUGCUGCUACUGCCCCUGUGGAGCCUGUGUCUCUGAAAACUGUUGAAGUGGAGAAGGGAGCAGUGGACAUUUCCCCAAAGGAACAGGUCCAGGAAAGUCAGGAGAGCAAGGGCCCAGGCGAGGAAAUGCUGAGCCAGGAUGAGGCCCCGUGUGUGGGAGAUUCUCAGGUUGAGGGGUUGGGGUCAGACCUGUCUAACCAGAGUGCGCCACCUGCUGGCACAGCAAGGCAUUUGCCCAAACCCAGCCCCGUCCUGGACACAGCUGUGCAGACCCCUUGCGUUACCGUGCCCCUCAGCACCCCUCUAGACCCCAGUACAGGCCAGCAGCCUGCGUUCAUACUGGCCUUAUAUGAGGUGUCCCCGCCGCUGCUGGAGGAGCCUGACUCUGGUGUUGAUCCGCCGGGCGCCAUUACUGCCGAGCUCCUCUCUCCAGUGGAGCUUGUAGACGAGCAGCGUGCACCAGCAGCCACACAGACUGAGUCACAAAGCUGUGACGCACUGAAUGUGGUGGCAUCAGUAAAGAUGGGUGCAGAAGGUGGCCCAGAGCCUCACCCCCCGGCUCCUGCUUCAGAGGAGCAGGAAGAGCAGCCGGAUCUCAGCUCCAUUAGGAAAAGGACCGAAUCCUCCACAGGUCUCACAGGCAAAAGCAUGGCCAGUCCAGUUGAUUCAUGUGAAUCAGGCCAUCUGCAGGUAAAGCCUCGUGGUUCCACUCAGAAUCCUGAAGACCCCACUGAAGGUGACCGGACUGUGUUUAGAACGGAACAUCUGCCCACUCCGGAGCAGACACCACCACAGGCCAGGUCGACACAUUAC